AUGGUGAGGACCUACAACUUGAAUAUCGAUCGCUUCGGGAUGGUCGUAACCACCAUAAGCAUUGGUUACAUGAUCGCCAAAGAUGUAGGUGGAUCCCACGAAAGAGGAACAUCCGAAACAUUAACAAAAGGGUUCAACACUUCAAAAGGCCUUUGGGUCGAGAUAUCGGGAGCAUCGAAAGAAGCACACGGCUCGGCUUGGACUCUUUCCUCUUUAGAAGAAGAGGAAGAAGAAGGUGGAAGCUUUAGCCUAGAAGGAGUACCUUUAAUGGUAGGGCCUAUCGAACCGGGGCAUCUAGAGGAAUCGAUAAUAGUCUUUUCGGAGGUCUACGCAAUGGCUCAAUUGGUCCCUUUAAAGAUGAAUUAUCCGAAGAUGGAUCGA
Molecule: messenger RNA, 381 nt
Organism: Dovyalis caffra
Lineage: Eukaryota; Viridiplantae; Streptophyta; Magnoliopsida; Malpighiales; Salicaceae
Source: the annotation of a GenBank genome assembly